Molecule: messenger RNA, 1047 nt
Organism: Morus notabilis
Lineage: Eukaryota; Viridiplantae; Streptophyta; Magnoliopsida; Rosales; Moraceae
Product: probable calcium-binding protein CML41
Exons: 1
Coding region: 107-727 (206 amino acids)
Molecular function (GO): calcium ion binding; enzyme regulator activity
Source: RefSeq, a predicted model, not a curated record
UUUCCCCAAGAAAUUAUCUAAUUCCAUUCUCCUCUAUAUAUAAUCCAUUCCAUCUCUAUUGCCUAAAGAAACUCAAUUCUAUAAUCAUCUUUUUCUUCAUCAAAUAAUGGCCAUUAGUACUUCUGAUCAUCAUGAUCAUCAUCACGCAGUUUCCAAACCAUUAUCCAAAUGGUUUGCAAACAAGACUCUUAAACUAAGUUUCCACCGUCGCCGAUCAAAAUCAAGCUCUUCCUGUUCAAGCUCUCCAAGCUCUCCCAUUUCUCCUUUACGCACCCCAAGAACUAGCCCUACUACGACUAUUGCGAUAAUCGGCACAAACAAAGAGGACGAGCUGAGGCAAGUCUUCCGCCGUUUCGACCAAAACGACGACGGCAAGAUAUCGGCUUUUGAGCUGCGGGCGUACUUCGGGUCCGUCGGGGAAUACAUGUCCCACGAGCAGGCAAAGGGGGUGAUCAACGACUUCGACUCCGACGGCGACGAUUUGAUUGACUUCCAAGACUUCCUAAAGCUGAUGAAGAGAGAUGAUCAUGAUCAUCAAGAUCUAAAGAAUGCCUUUGAGAUGUUUGAGUUGGAGAAGGGUUGCAUCACCCCUAGAAGCUUGCAAAGGAUGUUGGGUAAGCUUGGGGAUGCCAAAUCAUAUGACGAGUGUGUGGCCAUGAUUCAGGUGUUUGAUACGGAUGGCAACGGUGUGCUUGAUUUUAAUGAGUUUCACCAAAUGAUGACUUAACAUAUACAUAUUCAUAUAUUUAUAUAUAUAUAUAUGUGUGUGUGUGUGUGUGUGUUGUCAAUUACAUCUUGUGAUUAGUUUGAGGACGAGCUUAUAAUCAAAAGAACCCUCAAAUGAUCAAGAAAGUUACCACAUAUAUAUAUAUAUAUAUAUAUAUGUAUAAAUAUGCGUAAAAAAUUGUUUAUUAGCAUAUACUAUGUACACAAUUUUCUGGUGGUGAAUUUUGAGAUGAAGCAAUUGUAUUUUCGGUUCGGUUUGGUUUGUACAUAUAUGUAAAUGGUCCUUGUAAGCCUUGUCCUUUCCCUUUGCACUCAGGUUAA